This is a messenger RNA of Caenorhabditis elegans, 828 nucleotides long. It is a transcript of the gene F58G6.7, whose product is annotated as Copper transport protein. Gene Ontology annotation, biological process: copper ion transmembrane transport. The coding region runs from base 35 to 535 and encodes 166 amino acids. Lineage: Eukaryota; Metazoa; Nematoda; Chromadorea; Rhabditida; Rhabditidae. The transcript is spliced from 4 exons. Gene Ontology annotation, cellular component: membrane. The record is from RefSeq and is marked reviewed. Gene Ontology annotation, molecular function: copper ion transmembrane transporter activity.
AUAUUCUUUUAACUUCAAAUAUAUUGUACUCAAAAUGAUGCACAUGAUGAUGGAAAUGUAUUUUCAUUUUCGAAUUGAGGAGCCCAUUCUUUUUCGCGAAUGGAAACCACUGAACACCACUGCUUAUGUAUUUUCAUGCAUUGAAAUUUUUUUAAUUGCUUUUUGUUUAGAAGCUUUGAAAUUUGGAAGAACAAAACUCUCUCCAAAAGUUAAGAUUGUGGAAAAGAAAGUAGAUUGCUGCUGUUCAACAGAAAAAGAUGGAUUAUGGAAUAUUCCAGAAACAAUUCCUUUGACACAAAAAACUGUCACUUUGGCACCAUUCACCCGUGACUCCUUAAUUUCAAAAUUUCACAUGGCUUCUUCACUUCUUGUAUUUGUGCAACAUUUCAUUGAUUACUCUCUUAUGCUGGUUUCAAUGACUUACAAUUGGCCAAUAUUUCUCUCCUUGCUUGCAGGUCAUACCACCGGAUAUUUCUUCCUAGGACCCAUGAUGACUGUGGAGGAGAGUGAAGCAGCUGGAAGUUGUUGUUCAUAAUUUUUAGCUCUAUGUAUUUUUAAUAUCCACAAUCAUCAAUGGUUUUUAUUGGAUUACGAAAGUAAUGUAUUCGGUUUUUAUCUUUCUACAUACACUUUGCAAAACUUUCUUUUACUGCCACUUUGUAAUCUAAUUUAUGUCUAGCCAUUCAACAUUCUUACUAUUAGAUUGAUAUUUAACAUCACUCUUCAAAGAUCGAACUUUUUCAUAUGUAUGACAGAUAAAAACACUUUUUUAUGUUGUGUUUAAAAAAUUUUAAUUUCAACAAAUUUCAAAUAAAUGUUUGAAUUUUG